This is a messenger RNA of Belonocnema kinseyi, 1134 nucleotides long. RefSeq names its product 26S proteasome non-ATPase regulatory subunit 14 (gene Rpn11). NCBI's taxonomy places the organism in Eukaryota, Metazoa, Arthropoda, Insecta, Hymenoptera, Cynipidae. Gene Ontology annotation, cellular component: proteasome regulatory particle, lid subcomplex. The record is from RefSeq and is a predicted model, not a curated record. The transcript has 6 exons. Gene Ontology annotation, molecular function: protein binding; proteasome binding; metallopeptidase activity. Gene Ontology annotation, biological process: proteasome-mediated ubiquitin-dependent protein catabolic process; protein deubiquitination. The coding region runs from base 154 to 1089 and encodes 311 amino acids.
ACAGUGAACACACUCUCGUGAGUUAGCAGAUUUGAGUUGUCACCCUUUCCGAAAGGGAUGCUCUUAUACUCCCCAUUCUCAAUAAAUAAAUCAGUUUUUGUAUAAUAAAAACUUUGAAAAAAGUUCUACUAAUUAAGCAAAUUUAAGCCUAAAAUGGACCGACUAUUAAGGUUAGGAGGUGGAAUGCCAGGUCUGAAUCAAGGACCUCCACCCACUGAUGCUCCGGUUGUUGAUACUGCCGAACAGGUCUACAUAUCGUCGUUAGCAUUGUUGAAAAUGUUGAAACAUGGACGAGCGGGAGUACCUAUGGAGGUUAUGGGUCUGAUGCUUGGAGAAUUCGUUGACGAUUAUACUGUCAGGGUUAUUGACGUAUUCGCGAUGCCACAGACAGGAACAGGUGUGAGUGUAGAGGCAGUAGACCCCGUUUUCCAAGCGAAGAUGUUGGACAUGUUGAAACAAACAGGUCGACCCGAGAUGGUGGUCGGAUGGUACCACUCUCACCCGGGUUUCGGCUGCUGGCUUUCAGGCGUCGACAUCAACACGCAACAAUCGUUCGAAGCUCUCAGUGAAAGAGCCGUUGCUGUUGUAAUCGACCCCAUCCAGUCCGUCAAAGGAAAAGUCGUCAUUGACGCUUUUAGAUUAAUUAAUCCCAACAUGAUGGUCCUGGGGCAAGAACCCCGACAGACGACCUCGAAUUUGGGUCAUCUCCAAAAGCCGUCCGUUCAGGCUCUGAUUCACGGUUUGAAUCGUCACUACUACAGCAUCAGUAUUAACUACCGCAAAAACGAACUCGAGCAGAAGAUGCUGCUGAAUCUCCACAAAAAGACCUGGAUGGACGGUCUCACUCUCGCCGAGUACUCUGAACACAGCAAGCUCAACGAGACCACUGUUCAAGAUAUGUUGGAGCUGGCGAAAAACUACAACAAGGCACUCGAAGACGAGGAAAAGAUGACGCCAGAACAAUUAGCAAUUAAGAAUGUAGGCAAGCAGGACCCAAAGCGACAUUUGGAAGAGAAAGUGGACAAACUCAUGGGCACGAAUAUUGUCCAGUGUUUAGGAGCUAUGCUCGAUACCGUCGUCUUCAAGUAAAUGUUUAGCAAUACAUGAUUUACAAUAUACGAUUUUUAAAGAAUA